This is a messenger RNA of Ceratosolen solmsi marchali, 934 nucleotides long. It is a transcript of the gene Fdx2, whose product is annotated as Adrenodoxin-like protein 2, mitochondrial Ferredoxin 2. Gene Ontology annotation, cellular component: mitochondrion. The transcript has 5 exons. Lineage: Eukaryota; Metazoa; Arthropoda; Insecta; Hymenoptera; Agaonidae. The record is from RefSeq and is a predicted model, not a curated record. Gene Ontology annotation, biological process: P450-containing electron transport chain. Gene Ontology annotation, molecular function: 2 iron, 2 sulfur cluster binding; electron transfer activity. Bases 120 to 605 code for a protein of 161 amino acids.
UUUCAUUCCAAGAUCGGCAGUUAUCCCAUUAAUAUAUUUAUUCAAUUAUUAAUAAAACUUUAAAAGGUUUAUCGUUGGUCGUAUAGCGAGCCGAGGAGCGAGAGAAAUAUCGAAAAGCCAUGGCACUUGUACAUAAAUUACGUGGGAUUUAUAAAUCCGUCCUUUUGUCUUCUGUUUCUCAAUCGUGGUCAAAGGAUAUUCAAAAAGUAAAGCCAAAUUUAUUUGUAAGGAACACGUCGACGUCCAAGCCCUCUUAUGAAAAGAAAGAAGUUAACGUAACAUUUAUUAGAGCAAACGGGGAAAAGUUACUGGCAAAAGGAAAAGAGGGCGAUAGCUUAUUAGAUAUUAUUGUAAAUAAUGAACUAGAUAUCGAUGGAUAUGGAGCAUGCGAAGGAACGUUAACGUGCAGCACUUGUCAUUUAAUACUUACGAAAGAAGAUUAUGACAGAUUACCUGAGAAACCGACGGACGAAGAAUUAGACAUGCUCGAUCUUGCUUUCGAUUUGACCGAUACGUCAAGAUUGGGAUGUCAAAUAAUAAUGACGAAAGAGUUGGACGGUCUUCAGGUUAAAAUACCUUCUACAAUAUACGAUGCAAGAUCUUAACGAAAGUACAUUAUUUUACUUAAUAUAUUGAAUUUAAAUGAGAGAUUUGAUAUUUAAGUAAAAGAAACAAAGACUUUUUAUGGAACUUUUCUAUACAGUUCUAUAAAGAAUUGUGCAAAUAUGAAAUUAAUAGAAGCGAUGUAUAAGCGAUGAGAAGGAUUGUAUAAUUAGUAAGCUCAACGAAUGAUUAUAUUUUAUAGAAAGAAGAUUUCUGUACAUAAUUAUUUACAGAUGGAUAUGUAUUGCGUAUAUUACUACAUGCGAUACAUGUAGAUUUUAAUUGAAAUUGAAAAUUGAAAUUAUAAGCUUUUUAAAAUCAAUUUAAUAAA